Molecule: messenger RNA, 1809 nt
Organism: Nylanderia fulva
Lineage: Eukaryota; Metazoa; Arthropoda; Insecta; Hymenoptera; Formicidae
Molecular function (GO): DNA binding
Source: RefSeq, a predicted model, not a curated record
AUGAAUUAUCAUAAUUUAAUAAAUGCAAUCGUUGUAUUAAAGUCAAUUAACCUAUACAUAUUACAUUUGACAAAAUAAUUAUUUCAAUAUUUCAUAAUUAAUUUAUUUUAUCAUUAUAUGAUUAAUUAUUUCGUGUAUAGAUAAUGGACGACCAAAGAUAUAUGGUGUGCGAGUUUCCAAAUGAAGAAGAUAGCAUAUCUAUUGGAUAUUUAGAAUGGCUGGAAAAUAAAUUCACAAACAUUGAAUUAGAUGAUGUAAUUAAACGCGGGACGAUAGUGAAAGUUCGAUGGCCAAAAGACUGUGAUGUGGGCCCUGUAGCAACAACAAUGAAAAAAAAAUUGGCCAAUUGUCAAUGGGAGGUGGUUGCAACAAAAUUACGGGCAUAUGGAGGAUGGAUUAAAAUGUGUGAGAUCAGAGACAAUUUAGAAAAGUAUGGUAUCACUGAACUUGACAGAAGUAAUAGAAAACAGUUCACGAGUAAAAAUAACCAUACAGAAUGUGAUAGUAAUGAUGAAUCAGGAGUAAAAGAAACAAAAAAGGAUGCGAAACAAAAGAAAUGUAUUCUAAAUGUAAAAAAAGGAAAAGAACUUUUAAAACAAUACAAACACAAAAAGCAGAAAUAUUCGUCACAGAAUAAAUCGAUAGAUAUCAGCGACGACGAAUCUGGUGAAGAAAACGAAAAAUCUCUCAUUCAUAAACAAUCAAAGUCACAAUUAAAAGAUACAGUCAUUGUAUUAAAUGAGGAAAACAAAAGAUUACGAAGAGACAAUGAAAGACUGCGCAAAUUACGAUCUGUCAACGAAGAUUUGCCAAAGAUAGAUAAAUUUAUGAAAGAUGUUACGGCCGACUUGCAAUGUGCUUCAUGGAAAACCGAAUUUCUCAAUAAUCAGAUUGAUAAACUGCAACAGAAAGUACAAGCAAUAAGUAACUGCAUUAUUGAACGUGAGCAAGAUUAUACUCCGCCUCCAGCAAUGACACUAGAGUCUGAUCCGAUCUGGAUCAGCAAUAAGUUGGAUCUACCAAACAAUAAGUUAAAAUCAUUUCGAAAUCAAAUCGAUGUAUCGCCUGCAACAUUGAUAGUGCAAAAUAACGAGUUAGAGCCAAUUGUAAGUAGCGAUAAGUUAAUACGAGUAAAAUCGUCUCAAAGAUCGGAUACAGAUGAGUUUCGUGAAUCAACAUCCUCACGUGAGUCGAAACCUUCGACAUCCGGACAUAUUCUACCGCAAAAUUAUAACCGAGAAUCAUCACCGGAAGAUUUCUUUGAUACUCAUCCAGACGUUAGAAAUAAAAAUAUAAAAGUAGUCAACACACAUGAAUUGGAAAACGUACACGAAUCGAAUGCAGUAGAUAAAAUAAAGCCUGCGGAUAAGCAUCAAUCAAUCGCAGAAAAAACAGUCGACCUGGGAGGACCAGAACUUUGUGUGGUGAAUGCUACUCGUCUUUCUUUGUGCAAUCACACAUCUGCCUCUAAAUUGAUAUGCGAGAUGAUGUCAUUGUUAUUUUCAAAAAAAGAGUUGGCUACUUCCUCGCUUACAGGAACUGUGGCAAAUUUUCAUUGCGAAAAAGGUGUAGCCGCUAAAAAGAAACUCGAUACGGUGAAAAUUGAAGCUAUGAAAACAUACGUUAAGAACAAAUUUUCAUCAGAAAAAGAUUUUGAUAAAAUAUUCCGGAAAGCAGUGCAACAGAAGUGCAAUAAUGCAGUUCCUCGAAAUAGAGGGCCAAAUAAUAAAGGAGAUGAAAUUAAGAAGUAAGCCAGCUAUGUCAAAGCGAAGAAAAAACAAAGAAUGAUUAAUCUAAAAUUAUUAUAUU